Cladophialophora psammophila CBS 110553 is the source of this 3831-nucleotide messenger RNA. RefSeq lists its product as uncharacterized. Bases 1 to 3831 code for a protein of 1276 amino acids. The transcript is spliced from 2 exons. The record is from RefSeq and is a predicted model, not a curated record. Lineage: Eukaryota; Fungi; Ascomycota; Eurotiomycetes; Chaetothyriales; Herpotrichiellaceae.
AUGGCCCUCGAGGAGAAAUUGGCCAAGAUAAAGUCGCCUAACCUCCAGAGUCAACAGCAUACUGCUGUAGUCCUGUCCUCGAUCGAAGAAACCCUCACUGAGCAGAAAACAAAAUUCACUCCCACGGCAUACUUUGCCGCUCUCCUCGCCCUCUUGAAGCAAUCUACUUCUGCAGGAGGGGACAACGACGUUGUCACCUCGGCUAUCUACCUGCUCGAUCUGAUCACUUCCCAUGUACCUACAAGCCUCCUCCGCUCUCAAUUCACCACGAUCCUGUCAUUGUUGGCGCCCUACCUAAACGCCUCUUCAGCGAACGGACCUUUGUUACGGUCAGCCAUUGGAUGUCUGGAGUCGCUGUUGAUUGCCCAAGAUGCUGCAGCAUGGAAUCUUCCGCAGACUCUAGCCAGCCCCCGGCAGACAGUCCCGGUAUUGCUCACACUGGCUAUUGACACAAGACCUAAAAUAAGGAAACGAGCGCAGGAGGCCAUAACCAAUGUUCUGAAGAAUCCUCCACCGGGGCCUGCGAUUGAUCACCCGGCCGCCGAGCUGUGCGCAGCGGCAGCACAGAAUAAUCUCAAGAACGCUGUGGACCUAGUUCAUCAGGUACGGCGGCAGAAGGGUCGACCGGACGACAGCCAUGAGCCCGCCGUGAUUCAUGCUCUGCAACUGACCAAAACUGUUGCGGUUGCAUCGGGUGGGUGGCCAAGCAAGAAGAUCGAAUCACUCUGCGAGUUGUUGCUGUCCAUAUCCAGGUCGAGGAAUGACUACUUGGUCAUGAGCGCUUUUGAGGUGUUCGAAGUGAUAUUCGAGGGAAUGCAGGAUGAAGUUUCAUCUUCAAAAUUGCCACGCUUGCUGGAAGCGAUCGUGGAUUUGAAGCCUCCGCAGAACGACUCUCAGCUGCUGCCUUCCUGGAUAGCAAUCUUGUCGAGGGCCUACGGCACAGCCGCAGUGGUUGAGCCCGAAGACACUUUCGCGAAGUUGCCGGAGCUUUGGGAUCUAGUGACACCUUUUCUGACGAGUCCAUCUCACAACAUCAGAGUCUCGGCGUCGGAAUGUCUCAUUUCGUUCCUCGCAAACUGUAUUCCGGACAGUGUCAUAUCUGACCCGUCUGUUUAUGACGAAAAGCUGCUAGAGCAGCUCUCGAAAAAGGCCCUUGACCUCCUGUCCGUGAAAUAUCAGACAGCCUGGAUGGAGGUCUUCAGCACUCUGAGCGCCAUUUUUGAUGUGCUCCGGUGGCGGGGUGAUCCGUUCUUGCUCCCUAUUGUAAAGGCAAUCGGUGAGUUACGAAGUCACGAGGGAUUCCAAGGCAAGAAGGAAGCAGACGCAGUCCUUGGUCAUGCUAUUCGCAACGUUGGCCCCGGUGCCGUAUUGAGCGUUCUCCCUCACAAUCUUAUCAAACCACAGCCAGGUCAACCCGGCAGAGCAUGGCUUCUCCCGUUACUGAGAGAUCACGUAUCCAACACGAAUAUAGCACAUUUCCGAACCGAUCUAGUCCCUCUCAGCGAGGUGAUGUAUCAGCGGAUCAUCAAUCAUGGCAACGUUGAGAAGACAAUGGACAUUAAGGUCUUCGAGACUGUGGUCCAGCAAGUCUGGGCGACCUUGCCAGGCUAUUGCAAUCUUCCCCUCGACUUGCAAACGGCCUUUGACCAGCCCUUUGCUGAGAUGAUCUCAAAUCUUCUUUACAAGCAGGCUGAUCUGAGAGUUGAUCUGUGUCGAGGCCUACAGAAUCUAGUGGAAUCAAACCAGGCACUCCUAGCAUCGGAUCUUCCGGAUGAGGUCCUAUUGCUAGAACGCCGAAUACAAAGGCCAGAUGCAGAGAAGAAUAUUCAGCACUUGGCCCAUUUCGCGGGCAACCUUUUGGCCGUUCUGUUCAAUGUCUACAGUCAAACAUUACCCCAGUCUCGUGCAUACAUUUUACAAUGUAUUAAUAGCUACCUCAGCAUUACACCCGAGAAGGAUUUGGUGGACACUUUUGAGCGAGUGUCAAAGAUGCUCCAAGAUGUACUUCCUCCAGCCGAUCAGCCACCUCGAAAAAAGGAACAAAACCAACCAUCUAGCAGCAAACUCCCUCCAACCUCUCACACCCUACUCGAUCUCGUCAUCGCGCUCUCCGUCCAUUUACCAAGAUCGACCUUUUCCUCCCUCUUCUCCAUCUCUUCCAACAUCUUGACUAACCCAACAAUCCUGAAAUCCGAUCCGCAACUCAUCAAGAAAGCAUACAAGCUCAUUCCCAGAUUAUCGACUUCCCCUGUUGGAGCAGAGGCGCUCGCUGCCCGCAACGGGGAACUGCAAGAAUUGAUUCUUCGGACUUCAGAAAUAACGCCCGUCCCUGCCCGACGAGAUCGCAUCCUUGCGAUUGAUACACUCGUCUCUUUCCUCCCUCUUACUGACCUCCAUUUCAUUCCAAGCAUGCUCAGUGAAGUUGUGUUGGCUUGUAAAGAUAGCAAUGAGAAAGCUCGUACUGCGGGAUUUGAUCUGCUCAUCGCGCUCACGAAUAAAAUCUCAAGCCCGUCCAAUCCUCCCGGUACCACGAUUCGAAAUCACCUCGUACCGCACAUGCCGGACGAUUCUCCGGACGCGCCGGCAACUCUGGAGGAGGUUUUCACCAUGGUGAGCGCCGGGUUAGCUGGUGUGGCUCCACACAUGGUCGCGGCCAGUAUCAUCGCACUCAGCCGGUUAUUUUUUGAGUUUCACUCGCGGUUAAGCGAUAAGACGAAAGAGGAGCUUGUGGAUACCGUCUCCAUGUUUUUGCAGUCGAACAACCGCGAAAUCGUCCGUGCGGUGCUUGGAUUUAUCAAGGUUAUGGUCGUGGUAUUGCCCACAGAAAUGCUGGAACCCAGAAUGCCAAAUAUUGUGCCCGGGUUAAUGGUUUGGAGUAAAGAGAACAAAGGGCGAUUGAGGGCCAAGGUCAAGGGGAUAUUAGAUCGGUGUCUGAGAAGGUUCGACUCAGCCAAGGUUGAAAGUUGGGUUGGUGGUGAGGAUAGGAAGAUGGUGGUAAAUAUCCGCAAGCGGAGAGAGCGAGGGAGGCGGAAGAAGAAAGACGAUGAAGAGAUCGAUGAAGAUGAGGGAGCUACGACGAAGAUAUAUGACAAUGAGUUCGAUGAGGCUGUCUAUGGCUCUGACGAAGACGAUUCGGAAAUUGAAGGCAGCGACGAUGAAGAUGAUGACAACGAUACUAUGUCAGGAGUUUCCUUCAAGAAAUAUUCAGCGGCUGGCAGGAACAGAGGGAAUGAGCAGUAUAUCCGUCAAGAUGAAGAGGACGAAGAGCCACUCGAUCUUCUCGAUCCGCGAAGCAUGGCGAGCAUUGCUACCAAAAAACUGGGACGACUGAGGGAUGUGCGUCCCGGGACGAAGAAUACGAAAGCAAAGGUAAAUGAGGAUGGCAAACUUGUCUUCAGCGGCGACCAAGACGGUGAAGGCGGUGACGCCGAUGUUGUCAUGUCUGGCUCUGGAAAUCAAGACAACUCGGUCAACGCGUAUCUCGACGCGGUGUCUGGCGCUGAUGCCGUAAGAAGGGGCCAGAAAGGCAGGCUGAAAGUCAAAUCCGGAAUGCAGAAGAAAUCGAAGCAGGAGACUCGCGACAGAGGCGAUGAUGAGAUGGAGUUGGACGUUGCAGAGGCGAGACAGGUUGCGAGACGGAUCAUGCAGGGUUCUGGAUCUCCCAAGUCCCCCAGUGGCAAGGGAAGGGAUCCCAAGCAGCAAAGACGAGGUCUAGGCGUCGAGAAGAGGAAAGACCAGUCUCAGAAGCAGCGAUUUCGAAGUGGAAGUGGCGCGGGAAAACGGGGUGGUGGAAGAGUGCGAUUUGGAGGAAGGACUGGCAGCAGAAGAUGA